This is a messenger RNA of Leptomonas pyrrhocoris, 2463 nucleotides long. RefSeq lists its product as hypothetical. The record is from RefSeq and is a predicted model, not a curated record. Bases 229 to 2463 code for a protein of 744 amino acids. Gene Ontology annotation, molecular function: phosphoprotein phosphatase activity. The transcript has a single exon. NCBI's taxonomy places the organism in Eukaryota, Euglenozoa, Kinetoplastea, Trypanosomatida, Trypanosomatidae.
GAUGUCUGCGUAGCGCGGCCAUUGCUGCGUGCCUCUUCGUACGUGAGAACAGAAAACCGUAAAGUGCAGGGGAGAACGCGGUGAAAGCGGGUGGGAAAGGUCUCGCGUUGUCGCUGCCGUCCUUUUUGUGGCUCACGUGCGCUGCAUCGCGUGGGCCGCGCGCCGCGCGUGCUGAAUCUCUCUUCUCCUCCUUGGUUUUAUACACACAACAGGCAGUAAUUCCAUUCGAUGCUCUACGACUUCUUCCGCUUCCUCCGCGGUGUGUGGGACGCCGUCGUGCUCCCGUACGUUCUCCUCUCCAUCGCCAACCUCGCCACGGACGGCUGGGAGGCGGCGACCCACCUGCGGGAGACGCUUAAGGUGCUCGUCUGCUUCCUCAGCGGGCGCAGUCACCGCGGCUUCCCACUCUCCCGCUCCGCGUUGGAGGCGCAGCGGACUGCGGUUACCGCUGCGGCGGGAUCGACCGCCGCCGGCCGCAAAACUCCCUCCACGCUGCCGUUGGGCCCGCGGGGAGUCGCGUCGCCGCCGCCGCUGCUCCACUGCAGCUACCGCGCCGGCAGCGAGGAGGAGAACGACGCCGACAGCGAGGCGGAGUUCCCGCCGGGGCGGCAGCGCCCCUCCGUGCGCGGACUCUCCGACGAGGAAAGGCGUCGCGAAGGCUGCACCAGCGGCAGCACCGGCGCCGCGGCCGACGACGACGAUGGCGACGACGGCUCCGUCAGUCCUGCGCCUCUCAUUCAACGCCGGCUUUUGCUGGGGAGGAAGGGCGAGGUGGAGGAGUGGCUGCCGGCCCUGCGCAGUCGCCUGCUGAUUCCACCGCACCACCCCCUCUGCGUCUCGCGUAGCCUGCAUCAGCUGGUGAGCAUCGUCAUCGGGCCGAUCCAGCAGCCGACCGUCUCCACGAUGCCGACGCGGCACCCCGAGCCGCAGUGGCCGCCGCACUUUCUGCGAACGGGCCACAACGCUGGCGGCGGCGUCGCGGGCGGCGGCGUUGGCGACCCCUCGACCGAUGAGUACAGCAGCUCGAACUCCAGCGCAACGUCGAGCACGCUGCGGCGCCGCAGCGGCCACACGACGCGUUACCGUCAGGCCUCGUCGGUCGUCUACCAGCGCGUCAGCAGCCGGCACCUCGACUUCUCCAACUCGCGCGUCGCACCGCACCUCAUCGCCUCCAUCACGGCCCACCACGUGCUGAGUUACCCCGCGACGCGGCAGAAGGUGCUCGUCAUGGACUUGGACGAGACGCUCUGUUAUGUGUCGACGACCACGGCGAACAUGGCGGGCCCGCCGACGUUCUCCGAGGUGAUCCCGACCGUGUCCGGCGCGGAGCUCUUCCAUGUCUGGGUGCGCCCCUACGCCCGUCUCUUCCUGGCCACCGCGGCGAAGCUCUUCAACCUCGUCCUCUUCACCUCCGCGUCGAAGCCGUACGCAGACACGAUUCUGCAACGCAUCGAUCCCGAUCACCUGCUGAAGCUGCGCUACUACCGACAGGACUGCCGACUCGUGUCGCGGCGUAUGCUGCGCGUGAUGUGCGCCGCAGUGGGCAAGCGGGGGGCGUCGUCGGACUCCGCUGGUCGACAGAGCAGCAACGACCGCGUCGGGGCAGGUGCACGGGAAGGGGCGGUGGGGGACUUCAACCCCAGUCCCAGCGAGCAGCACGACGAUGCCAGUGGCAGCGGGUCCACGACGAGCACGGACAACGACAGCGCCGGCGGCGGAGGCACCGGUGGAGUGAGCAGCAGCAGCGGAGCGGAAAGCGCAGACGCGACCGCCACUCAGAAGGCGACGACGACGACGACGUGCAGCUUCGCCUCCUCUGGCGGGCUGUUGACUGUGGGGAACACCGCACGAAGCAGCAGCAGCAGCAGCACGAACAGCAGCAUCAGCAGCGGCGGCAACACGAACACCGCUGUCGCGGCGACAGCGGAAGACUUGCCUGUUCUCGAGAAGUCCCUCAUCAACGAGCACGCCAAGGUGUUGCUGAAGGACCUGCGUAUACUGAAGGUCCCGCCAGAGCUGCUCGUGCUGAUCGACAACUCGGAGGAGUGCACGCUCGUCAACCCCGAAAACGCCCUCAUCGUCUCGCCGUUCAUCCCGUCACUGACGAAGGGAUCCGCGAGCGAGAAGACCGCCGUAGCGGCGGCGGCGCACCCGACGCGCGGAGCGGCGCGCGACACGGAUACGCCGCGUAGCGAUCCACAAGGGGAGGUGAAGGAGGCGGCAUCGCCGAACACGGCGGCCGCCGCCGUGCCGGACGACGCGCGCACGAAGUCGGCGAGCAGCGGCGGCCCUGCGAGGGAGCCGACGACACCGGCGGAGGAGGUGUUACUGAUGGGGGACGACGGCGCCGCGAACGACGGUCCGGAAGAAGAUGAGGUGCUGUUGGCGCUGUUGCCGAUGCUGGAGUGUCUCCUGGUGGUCCCCGACGUGCGCUCCAUUCUGCGGCUUGGGAAGCUGUAUUGA